This is a messenger RNA of Haliotis rubra (blacklip abalone), 2785 nucleotides long. RefSeq names its product acid-sensing ion channel 1A-like. Gene Ontology annotation, molecular function: ligand-gated sodium channel activity. Gene Ontology annotation, biological process: sodium ion transmembrane transport. The transcript has 8 exons. The record is from RefSeq and is a predicted model, not a curated record. Lineage: Eukaryota; Metazoa; Mollusca; Gastropoda; Lepetellida; Haliotidae. Gene Ontology annotation, cellular component: membrane. The coding region runs from base 450 to 1904 and encodes 484 amino acids.
UGUAUCUGCGGAAGGUAAAGGGCAGUAUCAGGCCGACAAUACAGAGAUAACGAUUUCAAACAAAUAACUGAACGUGAGUUUACACAUAUACAAGAGCCAGCUUUACAUGGAGCCAGAGGUGAGACGGUGAUUUUCUACAUUUAUUCAUCAAUAUAUUGCCCUGAACAGUCAACUUUAUGGGAACCUUGAGAUGUGACUUUUAUAUUCUACUCUUGUUCACGCCGAUAUAAUGUUGUGGACAGUCAAACUUCAACGAACCCAGAGGUGAGACAGUUACAUUCUGUACCAGUUCAAGAUGUUGAAGACGGCCAGCUCUACAGGAACCCAGAGGUUUGACGGUGAUAAACGUCAUUGGUCCAGGCAAGAAUUAUACUGAAGGCAAUUUCACAGUUUCUGUCUUUGGAAGAUAUCUAUGGAACGUGGUAACAGCAAAUAAAUAUUUGAGUACGAUGGCAGCAAAAAUAGUAUCAAGUGAUGAAAUAAAACAUGCCUGGACAUCCGACAAUGAUGAUACAGAUGUUGGAAGCCUAUGGGCUGACUUUGCGCAUACUACGGGAUUUCAUGGUGUAAAUAAGCUUGUGUCAAGGCGAAACGUAAGGCUACGAUGUAUCUGGUGGACCUUUGCAGUGCUGCUGAUGUCUGCCUACAUGUCCUAUAACAUAUCGCGAGAGUUGAUGAACUACUACAGAUACCCAGCCAUUACCAACACGAAGGUUGAACUCCGAGAAGAGCUCCCCUUUCCAUCUGUUACAUUCUGCAACCAAAGCCCUUUCAACUUGACUGCUGCCAAAGAAACCGAUCCAUAUCUGGAAAAAUAUUUCUUUGGAAUCAGCUUGCUUGGGAGUUUUUAUGGUCCAGUCAACUGGAGUGACCCGGGAUACGGUUCAACGUUCUCAGAACGACACAGUCUGGAUUGGUGGAAGAAGAUAUUCAUGAAACCAACUGAAAUUCUGAAUUUAUGUAUCAUGAAAAGUAAUUGGUGUAUGGAAGCUUUGAAGCCGGUGGUGACCAACAUGGGUAACUGUGCAACAUUCAACUGGAAUGCUUCUGAUAUUGCUAAAGUGAAAGUCACAGGCUUCAAUAAUAACCUCAUUAUAUUUGCCAAUAUCCAUCAUGAAAAGUAUGUGCUUGGUUCACAGAUGGCGGCUGGUUUGAGGGUAAUUCUGCACGAUCCUCGUAUCCACCCAGACAUUGCAACGUCGUCGUUUUUGGCAGCUCCGGGUGCAUCCACCUACGCAGCCGUGAAAAGAUCUACGUUCAAAUACUUACCUGCACCAUACCAAGCCUUCGAGACCGCAUCAUGUGUUGACACUUUGUCUCCUACGUUCAACAACACUCUGGAACAUCACGACAUCUAUACGUAUGAAACCUGUCUCCAGGAAUGCUUUACAAGGUUUGCCUUCAACAAGUGCGGCUGUGUCAGGCCCUCGGACGAUGGAAGCUUUGGAGAGAUAUGUUCUUUCAUAGAAGACAACACCUGCUAUCGUCCAGCGUAUGAUUACAUCUCACAAAACCCAGAUGUACACCGAGAAUGUGGUUGUAAAAUCUCAUGUUCCCUUGACACUUACGAGGCAAAGGUGUCAUCUUCUAAAUAUCCAUCCAACGUCUCAGUACAAUACAUAAUUAAUAUGGGUUUCGGUGGGAAUGAAGCCCAGCUAAGAGACACCUAUUUGGAACUCAGAAUUUACUAUGAAAACCUCAUGCUCCAGGUAACAGAACAAAUCCCCCAGUACAGUACAGAAACCAUCAUAGGUAACCUUGGAGGCCAUAUGGGCAUCUGUCUGGGAGCCAGUAUCCUGACCCUCACAGAACUCGGAGAGUUCUUCCUCUUCAUCUGCUUGUCCAUCUUCAAAAGAAUUCAGAGUGGUGGAGAGAUAAAGCGUGUCAAGCCCAUCAACAAAUGAAACAGCCUUAUGUUUAGAAUACAUUUUAUUGUUCUAGAAAGGAACAUGGCUGGCACCUUACAAACACAUAUCCUGAUUGGAGAUUGCAUAGACCCUUAUGACGCCAGGAAAAUGUUCGACAUUAUCUAAUCGGUAGUGUCUAUUUGGGCUCUAAAAAUGAAACAAUAAUCUUUGUGUUCUGCCAUAAGAAAUGUGUGAUAGUGGUAUUAUCUAUUGUAGAGAAGUGGGUUACUGUAUCCAGUUACGUGUUUCAUCAUAGAUUAUAAAUAUUGAGCACUGUAUUGCCUCUUCUUCAGCACCAUUUUGUAACAUUUAUAAUCACAUUGCGUGACGUAAUCAGCAUUGUACAAUGAGGCAUAAUAUCAUUAUGGCAAGCUGUUUGCCAUCAGAUUAUAAUAUAAUAUACCUUCGAUCAGAUAUCAUGUACUGUUUUACAAAGUGAAUUGCUGUACGAUUUUACAAAGUGUAUAUUUAAUAAUUUUUGGUUAUCCCAGAAAUCGUUUCGUACAGAGCUAAAUUAUGAGAUUGAUUAAUAACUUUAGCAAUUCAAAACCAUGUACUAAUAAUACAGAUGUAUAAACACACACACUGGUUGGUUAAUGAAAUCGCUUUUUUUACUUGUCACCAGGAGAAAAUGGAUACCCAUGGUAUGUCAGUUGAAGGUAUGUACUUAUUGCUUUUCUAACUGAUUUAGUAUACAACGUGUGAAUGUCUGUUCGUUUGGGGUGCCUCGUUACAUCUUCAACUUGCCAUGUGUAUCGUUACAUGUACUCUUUACUGUUUCAUUCAACAACACAAUUACGCAACCACACCUUUUGUUGGCUGUACUUAUGCACUGAGUAGGUUACCUUUAGUGAAGUGUUGGUAUGUUACUAUGUGAA